Messenger RNA from Rhodofomes roseus, 537 nucleotides. RefSeq lists its product as uncharacterized. The transcript is spliced from 3 exons. Lineage: Eukaryota; Fungi; Basidiomycota; Agaricomycetes; Polyporales; Fomitopsidaceae. The coding region runs from base 1 to 537 and encodes 178 amino acids. The record is from RefSeq and is a predicted model, not a curated record.
AUGACCGCCAGUCAGUUGAGAAUAGCACUAUGUUCAGACUGCUACAAUUCCCUAAAGAAACCAGCUAUGCCCAGAUAUGCACUGGCAAAUAAUCUAUAUAGAGGUCAUCUUCCUACUGAAUUUUGUGACCUUACAUGGGUUGAAGAGAUGGCAUGUGCUAUUUAUCAUAUCACUGCCCAUGUAACCUGUUUGUAUGGAUUUUCAGAACCUGGACAGCCAAAGAUUUUUCAUGGAAACACCAUAACACGUGAUAUGAAUGUCAUAUCAACAACAACAGUGCUUCCUAGAACUCCUGCAGACAUCACUGGGUAUCUCUCAGUUGUAUCUAUUGGACCUCAUAAAAUCAAAGCCAGUGACCUGGGCAAUACAUUCAGAGUGCGAAAAGCCAAAAUAUGGCAUUUUCUUCUUUGGUUGAAGCACCAUAACAGAUUAUAUGAGCAGAUCCUGUUGGAUCAGAGUAACAUAGAUCAAUUUCCAGAUGAUGGUGUUCUUCCUGGUGUAUCUGACCCAGAAGGAGACAGCAUUAGUAUACAGUAG